Dissoconium aciculare CBS 342.82 is the source of this 306-nucleotide messenger RNA. RefSeq names its product bola-like protein. Gene Ontology annotation, cellular component: nucleus; cytosol. The record is from RefSeq and is a predicted model, not a curated record. NCBI's taxonomy places the organism in Eukaryota, Fungi, Ascomycota, Dothideomycetes, Mycosphaerellales, Dissoconiaceae. The transcript has 2 exons. Gene Ontology annotation, biological process: intracellular iron ion homeostasis. The coding region runs from base 1 to 306 and encodes 101 amino acids. Gene Ontology annotation, molecular function: 2 iron, 2 sulfur cluster binding.
AUGAGCGCAAGAACAGACGAAGAGGCUGCGGAAAAUCAAGCGAGUUCCGGCGUCACCUCUGAGUCCCUCACCAAUACGCUGCGGGAGAAGCUGGGCGCUGAGCAUGUAGAUAUUCAAGAUUUAUCAGGCGGAUGCGGUCAAAUGUUCGAAGCAAUUAUCGUAUCGGCACAAUUUGCAAAGAAGACGACCUUGGCCCGACAUCGGCUCGUCAACGGCACGCUCAAGGAAGAAAUCGCGGCCAUUCAUGCCUGGACGCCGAAAUGUUUCACGCCGGAAGAAUGGGCCAAGAAACAAUCUGGUCCGUGA